Messenger RNA from Epithele typhae, 1386 nucleotides. RefSeq lists its product as uncharacterized. Bases 1 to 1386 code for a protein of 461 amino acids. The transcript has 4 exons. Lineage: Eukaryota; Fungi; Basidiomycota; Agaricomycetes; Polyporales; Epitheliaceae. The record is from RefSeq and is a predicted model, not a curated record.
AUGUACGAAGUUGCUAUGCGCCCAGCAUUGGCCACCGUCCACCUUCAAGAGUGGUACAACAAAAACAAAACCAAUGCUCUAGCAUGGGUGCAGUGGCUUGUUUCCAUCCAUCCCUACCUUCCCUAUCCUCCAUGCCACUACAUCAAGUCUCUUAUCACUCCUGAAAACCCCGAUCUCAUCCCCCAUUCAGUUCUCCAUGGCCUCUUCAGCAGCUCACCAGGUCUCUCUGAGCUUGUGGUUCUCAACCCUGGAGAGAACCUCCACAUCAUCCACAUCUCCUUCAUUUUCAAGUUAACUACCCUCUCUUUGACCUCCACCACUCUCCCCAGUGUUGCCACACUCACUCCCCUCCUCUCUGAACUUCCCCGUCUCUCCUCCCUGUCUGUGUCUCUCCAGGAUGGCACCAUCCCAUCUGACAUUACAGCUGAAGACUGGGGGAUUCUUCAUUCCUUCAUCCUCUCCCUCUCCAAAGUCACCCAACUCUCUUCCCUAUCCUUGUCAGGAUAUAGAAGCGAGUACGUGCAGGCUUUUGAGUCUGAGUUGGCGGAUUGGAUGGCCAUUGAGACACUUGGUGUUCAGUCUCCUCUUUUAGACCUCAACCAUCUCAAGUCCCUUGAACUCUGUUUGUGGCAGCCGUCUUUGGUCCCUCCUACCCCUUCCCUUCUUCAUCUCUCUGUCUACUGCGACAGGACCUUUGCAGUCCUGUGGGCUCAUCUCUUGCCCCACCUUCUCACCAUCAAUAUCGACUUCAACCUUGAUCCAGAUUUUCAAUACAUCGAUAAUGAUGAAGACCAAGCCGACUACCAAGGCGAGGAGUUGCCUUUCGCUAUUCUCGAUCAUAUCAAGUCCUUGGCCUUCCUUUCCUUCAUUGAACUCUGGUGGGAGGAUGAUGAAGAUAGUCUCACUGUCCCAUGUGAGAUGCUUACCAGAGCAGCGGAGUGCAAAGUCAGGUCUCUAACAAUUGAGAACUUCGUGGAGCAGAGUCGAAGUAAUUUUGAUGUCAUUUUGUUCAUUCUGGCUGAGAGGCUCUCUCCAGUUCCUCUCAUCCAUCUCAGCAUUGGCUUUUCUGUGGACCUGUUUGAAAGGCUCAACAUGGAUGGUCAGAUUGCUUGCAAGAAGCUGGCUGAGGUGCUAGUCAGAGCCAUCCCCACCCUGGAGGUUCUGCAGCUGGAGAUUUCUGAGGUGCAGAGGAAGAAGGACAAGAUGGAGGGCGCAGGAGAGGCCAACCUAUGGUGGAGAAUCCAGCGUCAGGAUGAGGUCAUUCACUUGGAAGAGAUCUGGAGUGAUGUGGGUGAGGCUGCAGUGGGUUUGAUUCAGAACAAGUCCUUCAGCCUUGAGAAUCUCAGAGACCUGUUUGUUAAGAGUGGUAUCUACUACAAGAUCUAA